Schistocerca piceifrons (Central American locust) is the source of this 508-nucleotide messenger RNA. RefSeq names its product cuticle protein 65-like. The record is from RefSeq and is a predicted model, not a curated record. The coding region runs from base 51 to 440 and encodes 129 amino acids. NCBI's taxonomy places the organism in Eukaryota, Metazoa, Arthropoda, Insecta, Orthoptera, Acrididae. The transcript is spliced from 2 exons.
CAGUCCUCAGCUAGUCAGCUCGCGACAGUCCACCAGCCCACCGUACAGCCAUGAAGGUCCUGGUCAUUGUGAGCGCCAUUCUGGCCGCCGCCGCCGCCGCCCCGACGCCCGGCUACCUGGGCGCCGCCCACGGGCUGCUCGGCGCCGCCCCCGCAGUGGUUGCCGCCCCGGCGGUGGUCGCCGCCCCCGCCGUCCACGCCGGGUACGCCGCGUACGGCCCCGCCCCCGUGGCUGUGGGACCCGGCGGCUACCUGGCCGACACCCACGACGUGGCCGCCGCCAGGGCCGCCCACCUGACCGCCGUCGCCCAGACGCAGGCCCGCGACGCCAUCGUCAACGGCGCCGCCGCCCACGCCGCCCUCGCCGCCCCCGCUCUGCUCGGAGCGCACGGACUGGCGUACGGACACGGCCUGGCUUACGGUCAUGGCUACCACGGCUGAACUGCGCUCGCAGGCUAGCUGUGCUGCACUGUUACGUUUCUUUCUGUAAAUAAAAGCACUACCGCCGA